AGAAAGACUGGCCAAUGGAGAAAAAAAAAAAAAAAAAGACUGGCCAAUGAGGAGCCUCUUUAUUUUGUUUGUUUGUGCCCGUCUUGUUUUUUUGUCGAUUUCACUCACUUAGCUAAACCGAAGCCUCGACGAUGUGUCCGGCAUUAGCCACAUUACGGACUCAAACAUCAGUCUUCAAGUCUUAGCACGCAUUGAAGGUUUGCGACCUACUUUAGCCUAGCCUAGCUGGCCAACCGCUAACAAAGCUGCAAGGCACGUCGUCAAGCGUUCAGAAAAUGUCCGAGAGAACGACACCGGGUGCGGUAAAGUUCCAGGAGGUAAAAGAGAAGCCCCCACGUCACCAAGACUCGACUGUGGGCAAAAUGAUGCACGCAAAGGUUCUUCACAGACUAGAAGAUGUCAGCCAAGCUCAUCUUCCUGAGCACCAGGAGUCUGCAAACAUCAAGGUGGAGGAGGAAGAGUCGCCAUGCAUCAAAGAGGAGGAGAAAGAGUUUAUACACGUUCAAGGUUUCAGAAAAUUCCUAGUUACUGAGUGGCAGGAGCCAGAAUCUCCUGGCGUUAAAGAGGAGGAUGUUGAGCUCCCCCAAAUUAAAGAGGAGGAACCAGAGCCCUGUCAACAGAAGGAGAGAGAAGAGCAACUCCCAAUCGAGGAGGAGGAGCUCCCCCAAAUUAAAGAGGAGGAACCAGAGCCCUUUCAACAGAAGGAGAAAGAAAAGCAACUCCCAAUCAAAAAGGAGGAGGAGGAGGAGGAGGAGCUGCCAUGUGUUAAAGAGGAGGAACGUAUCAGCUGCUCGACUGAUGAGCCCUUGAAGAGUGAUGAUGGUGAGGCCAGCAGAGGGGCGGAGCCUCCGAGCAGCUGCAGCAGCAGCUCAACAGAAGGAUUGCAUACUGACAUUUUCAUCACUCCAUCAGACAGAAAUGGCACCACGUCACACUCAACUGACAAUGAUGAUUGUCAUAAAAAAUCUCUCCAUGACGACAAACUCUGCAAAUGCUCUCAGUGUGGGAAAACCUUUGCUAAUAAAUAUACUUGUCAUACGCAUAUGAGGAGCCACACUGGUGAAAAACCUUUCGUCUGCUCAGUUUGUGGUCAAAGAUUCACUCAGAAGAGCACCUUAAAAAUACACACAAACACCCACACUGACGAAAAACCUUUUUCCUGCCCAGUUUGUGGUCAAAGAUUCGCAAGGAAGGAAUCCUUAAAACGACACACGAAAACCCAUACUGGUGAAAAACCAUCUUCCUGCUCAGUUUGUGGUCAAGGAUUCAGUUGCAAGAGCUCCUUAAAAAUACACGAAAGAACCCACACUGGUGAAAAACCUUUUUCCUGCUUAGUUUGUGGUCAAGGAUUCAGUUGCAAGAGCUCCUUGAAAAUACACAAAAGAACACAUACUGGCGAAAAACCUUUUUCCUGCUCAGUUUGUGGUCAAGAUUUUGUUCAAAAGCAACACUUGAAAAGACACACAAGAACCCACACCGGUGAAAAACCCUUUUCCUGCUCAGUUUGUGAUCAAAGAUUCGCUGAAAAGCGAUACUUGACAAUACACACAAGAACCCACACUGGCGAAAAACCUUUUUCCUGCUCAGUUUGUGGUCAAAGAUUUAGCUGCAAGAGCUCCUUAAAAAUACAUAAGAGAACCCAUACUGGCGAAAAACCUUUUUCCUGCUCAGUUUGUGGUCAAGGAUUCGUUCAAAAGCAACACUUGAAAAGACACACAAGCACCCAUACUGGCGAAAAACCUUUUUCCUGCUCAGUUUGUGGAAAAAAAUUCAGUCACAAGAGCUACAUAAUGAAACACUCAAGAACCCACACCGGCGUAAAACCUUUUUCCUGCUCAGUUUGUGGUCAUGCAUUCGCUCGAAAGCAAUACCUGAAAAUCCAUACAAGAAUCCAUACUGGUGAAAAACCUUUUUCCUGCUCAGUUUGUGGUCAAAGAUUCACUGAAAAGCAAACCUUAAAAAGACACAGAAGAACUCACACAAGAGCAAAACCUAUUUCCUGCUAAGUUUGUUGUCAUGGAUUCGCUGUAAAAGAAACCUUAAAAAGACACUAAAGAACGCACACUGUAGAAAAGCCUUUUUCCUGCUUAGUUUGUGGUCAAAGAUUCACUCUAAAGCAACACUUUUGAAAACGCACACAAGAACCCACACUGGAGAAAAACCUUUUUCCUGCUCAGUUUGUGGUCAAGGAUUCACUCUAUAAAGGAUUUGAUUAAGAAACACCUGUGUGUGUUGGUGUGAGAAGCAGUGGCCAAUGACUGAUUUGCCUGUCAUUCAUGCCAGCUCCAUCAGAUUUUGCACACAGGAUGAUUGUAUUCUGUAGAGCAGUGUUGUAUUUGGCAUCCCUUUUAGUGUUUGUCUUUUUUAAACUAAAAUACUGAUUAGUUUUAGCCAUUUUUUAUUCAUUUCAAAAUGUGUUUGUCUCCAUGUAGUUUUAUUCGACAGCUACUAAAUAAAAUAAGCUACCUGUAAUUAAAUAAUGAUUAAAAAAAAAAAAAAAGCGUCUCCUGUAUUAGCGAAUAAUCUUUGAACAAAAAUAAUAGCGGUCUGUUCAAAUCCGAAUGUAAAUGGUAAAUGGUGUUAUACUUAUAUAGCGCUUUUCCACCUUUCAAGGCGCUCAAAGCGCUUUACACUAUCUCGCCAUUCACCUACAGAUGACGCAGCAAAUAAAUCAUUUGGGUAACACUUUAUUUAUAAUAACUACCCGUUAUAACUAGUUAAUAUAUAAUUACUAAACUGUAAAUAAAUGAUGUAUUAUUGACUUGUUAAGCGCUUGCUAACAGUUUGUUAUGAUGCCUUAUAGGUAGGGUUAGCAUGUGUGUUUGUGCAUUAAACAAAAUGAGCAACAUUUCAUCUGUGGUGUUUCUUUGGUAAAGUUACAGCACACAGAAAAGCCUAUGAGUGGAACAAUCUAGAGGUACAAAAAUUGGAUAUUUUAAAAAAUCACAUCAAAUUUCUGUACCUUCAACUGUCAUGGCACGAGUUAAGGCUAUUCAGUUUGUGCCCAAGUGUUUCUUGUCGAUGUAAUUAUUGAUUUCACCUUUUGUGGCCUGCUCCUUGUGUCUUGACCAAUCCGCUGCCUCUUGUAUCAACCACCCGUGUCUCAUUGUCUCGUUACCCCACGUCUGUAAUUAAGUCCCCCAUGUGCUGUCUGUUCUUGUUUGGUCAUUGUCUUUCCGCGUGUCCAAGCCCUUAUGUUGCUGCCCGAAAUAAGUUGAUUCCCAGUCUUUUGUUCUCCUUGAGUUCGUGUUGAACUUUAGCUUUUUGGACUUUUGUUUAUUAUUAAAACCACUUUGAGUUCACCUCCCCCUUGCCUUGCCUCCCCAUUUCCCUGCAUUUGGGUCCUCGAUGUCCCUGCCACACCCUGACAUCAACUUAUUUGCGUUUCUUCAAAGUUUAGUAGAUGGUUAUUAACGGCAUUAACAAGUGAGCUGUAAAGUGUUAUUAUUUUAAGUAAUAGUCAUAAGCUUUUUUAACUGUUUCCCAUUGUUGUUCAUACCUGUCUAUUUUAUUUGUCUGUUUUGCAGAUAUUUUCUCUGUUAUAUAUUCAAUGAUUAGAUUUAGCCAUUGGUUCGUGUUAAUAUUUUGUUUGUUUUUCCAAUCCAACAAUAUUGUUUUUUGGCUAUCAUUAAACUUGACAGUAGUGGACGGGCUUGACUAUUUGAGAUAUUCACUGUAUUCAGAUCGCCAAGCAGACAAAGAUUUGAAGACUAUGGAAUCCUCCAGUUCAAAAGGGAUCAGAACUGUUGCACUUGUUUACAUUUGUAUUCAGAUCGCCAAGCAGACAAAGAUUUGGAGACUGUGGAAUCCUCCAGUUCAAAAGGGAUCAGAACUGUUGCACUGGUUUACAUUGCCAAAAAGCAUGCAAGUACGCAUCCAAAGUAUCUUUGUUACAGUUUGAACAUUCAUCGGAUUGGGAAAACCCCAUUUUGUACAUAUUAGGCUGAGUAACAUGCCAUCUCUGCAGUAUUUUAAACUGUAUAAGUUGAAGGUUCUUAUUCUUAGUCAUUGAAAAUAUGUUUUUACAAAUGUGGGACCAGUAAUUAUUAUCUAAUGUUACCAAAAGUUUGUUACUCCAUUUUUCGAUUGGUAGACAAGUAGAGUUGUUACAUGAGAACGCUUUAUAUACACUUCUGAAAGUAUUUUUUUGUUGUUGAGGAUGGAUGUUUACCAUUUUAUUUACAAAAGGAUAUAAAGUACCCAUUAGUGUCAGUGAAUUUGCUUUUGAUGGCUGCCCUGAUUUUACUGUUUUGAAGGAAAUUGACCCCUCUGAUUUGGAAAUCUUGUAGUUUUUUUAGAGGGAGGGGCAUGAAUAUACUUUCUUUAUGUCACGUUCUGCUCCUGGUCAGAUUUUGUGUUGUUGCAGAGCCGGCUGUGGGGGCGUUCCCGACGUCGCACCUGCAGUUCAUCAACAACAGUAUAAAGAAGCAGGUGAUCCACUGGAAGGACGCCGAGAUAUUUUCCUUGCUGGUCGCCAUUCGCCAUCCUUGUCAUUCGAGUAGCUUGUUAUUUUUGUAAUUACGCCUCUGCCGUGGGUUUUGGUCGCCUGUCGCUUUAGUUUUGUAUGCCUCUACCUUGUGCAGGUACGUGAGUGUAUUUAAGUUGUUUUAUUGGCUCUCUGCCUACUACCUUGGUUUACCUUCGCGUUUGGUUACUGAUCCCCGUCGACCUCCUGUCACGGACCCGUUUUGUUAUUUCCCCUUUUUACCGCGAUCGCGUGUGUUUUGGUUUGUAUUUAAUAAACCCUUGUACGAUUCCCUCAGUCGUUGGUUGUCUGUUGUGAGUCCAACCUUGUUUUCGCGUUCGCAAAUCCUGACACUUUAAACAAAUGUUGUAAAUGGUUUAUUUCCAUUUCCUCCUAUGUGCUACAAAAAAAAAAAAAAAAAGUUUUAUUAACUCCAAAGUCUGGGUUGUCCCCGAUUGGGGAAAAUUUACACGGUGCUAAUUGUGAAUGCAUAAUUUCCAUUCCUUUGCACCAGGCUUUUAAGGUACAUGCUAUCAUUGGAUUGUUGAAGCUGCUAUGUUGCUUGAUAUUUGGACUAAUAAAGGGAAGGGUUGCCAGUUGUAUUUGAUUGCAGUCUUUUUGCUCCAAUUCUAGCCUUGCCCUUGACUGUUGUUCAGUGUUACGAUGUAACCACUUAAUGAGGUAUUGCAUUUAAUUUGCAGUAUAAUAGUGUUGAAAAUUUGGAGCAUCUAAACCCCCCUCUAGUUUGUUUCUCUGCAAGUUGGAGAAGCUAAUUCUGUUUUUCUUGUUCUUAAAGUAGAAUUUUGUGAUGGCUGAGUCUAGGUCUUGAAACCAUUUUUGAGAGGUAUUAAAUGGGAUCAUUGAAAACCUGAUUUGUAGUAAGAUGGGUAGAUUAUUCCAGUGUAUUAAGUUGUCACAUACAAUGCUGGCCAAAAGUAUUGGCACCCCUGCUAUUCUGUCAGAUGAUGCUCAAUUUAUCCCAGAGAAAAUUAUUGCAAUUACAAAUGCUUUGGUAGUAAUAUCUUCAUUGAUUUUGCUUGCAUUUAAAAACACAAAAGAGAAUGAAAAAAAAAUCUAUAUCAUUUUACAAAAAAACUCCAAAAAUGGGCCAGACAAAAGUAUUGGCACCCUCAGCCUAAUACUUGGUAGCACAACCUCUAGAAAACUGUGAACAACCACUUCUGUCCAUCAAUGAAAUUCUUACAAUGCUCUGUUGCAAUUUUAGACCAUUCUUCUUUGGCCAACUGCUCCAGGUCUGUGAGAUUUGAAGGGUGCCUUCUCCAAACUGCCCUUUUCAGAUCCCUCCACAGGUGUUCUAUGUGAUUCAGGUCUGGACUCAUUGCUAGAAGUCUCCAGUGUUUUCUGUCAAACAACUUUCUAGUGCAUUUUAAAGUGUGUUUUGGGUCAUUGUCCUGCUGGAAGACCCAUUACUUCUGAGGCACACCCAGCUUUCUCACACCUACAUUAUGCUGCAAAAUUUGUUGGUAGUCUUCAGACUUCAUAAUGCCAUUCACACGGUCAAGCAGUCCAGUCCCAGAGGCAACCCCAAAACAUCAGGGAACCUCCGCCAUGUUUGACUGGAGACCGUGUUUUAUUCCUUGAAGGCCUCGUUUUUUUCCCCUCUGAAAACUAUACGUUGACCAUCAACAGGGACGAGGGGGCGUACAUGCUCUCAACUACCUGGACCAGAGUCUUGGAAGAGUGAAUGGUCAGCAGUGGGCGUGACUCGUGUUGGUGUUGGCUCUCGACCUCGUAUCUUCAACGCCGUGCAUUCUAGUGUUGUAUCGGUCGCGAACGAUUCGUUCUUUUUGAACGAAUUGUUUGAGUGAACGAGACCGAACUAAUCACCAUCUGCACUGAUUCGUUCUAUGAAGUUGGUGCUUGUUCACUGCGUGGGAGGGCGUUGAGCAAGCGACAGCGUCUUCUGACAUCGCACACGACCAAUCAGACGCCAGCCUCAUCGCGGGCAGGGGAGGGACCGGAAACAGAAUCAGGGCGUAUGUCACUCACUUCCACGUGUGGCCAAUAAGCAGCCAGCGUGCAGGCAAGGGGGCAAGACUGAGUUUUGUCACUUCCCGUUCAGUGACUCGGUCCUCCGGUUCCUGACCUAGCUUGCUGCUAACGUGACUUUCCAGUAAUGACUAUGCGGUGAACGAAUCAAAAAAUGAAAGGAAAGGACUUUGUCACAUAUUUGUUAACGUGGAGCCUAUCAAAUGCAGCUCAAAAAGACAAAAA
This is a messenger RNA of Corythoichthys intestinalis (scribbled pipefish), 6700 nucleotides long. Its product is annotated as gastrula zinc finger protein XlCGF57.1-like. The coding region runs from base 276 to 2006 and encodes 576 amino acids. The record is from RefSeq and is a predicted model, not a curated record. NCBI's taxonomy places the organism in Eukaryota, Metazoa, Chordata, Actinopteri, Syngnathiformes, Syngnathidae. The transcript has 3 exons.